AUGGGUGAUAACCUAGUAUAUGCGAUUCGCGGGAGUACAGGCUUUUCGUUGAGACGAGGUUUAACCAAUUCCACUGCGCUUUUUGAAGACAAGGAAAGCCCCAAACAAAAUCCAUGUGAGCUUUUCGCUUUUAGUAAUGCAGGUCAUUUGUUCGCAUACUGUGAUACUCAAAGAACUCGAGUAAUUGAACCAUCCACGGGGAAAGAAAUUCUUUCACUUGAUCUUAAAAGAACUAAAGCUUUCUCUUUUUCUCCCAAAGAUACUUACUUAUUCACUUAUGAGCAAUAUGCUAUUUACGGAAGAAAAACUCACGAUGAUCAGAAGCCUGAACCUAAUCUCAGGGUCUAUCAUUUGAAGGAGAAGAAGCAUGUAACUACUUUGAUCGCUGCCAAAGAGUCAACUUGGCAACCCCAAUGGUCGGAUGAUGAAUCCAUCUGCAUUCGACAACAAGGAAGCGAACUUUGUAUUUAUAAAAAUGGAAAUUUGAACCGCUAUGAAGACAAACUUGCUGUUCCCAACUUAGGUAACUUCGCUCUUAGCCCAGGAAACGGACCAUUAUAUAUUGCUUGUUACGUGAAUGGACAUGGAGCUAAUCCUGCCCGUGUUCAAGUGAGGAAGGUUGGAACUGACUUCCCCAUCGUAGCCAACAAGACUUUCUUCAAAUCUGAUAAGGCUGAGUUGGUUUGGAAUCAGAAAGGAACUGCCCUUCUCAUCAAGGCGAGUGUAGAUGUAGAUAAGUCUAAUCAGUCUUAUUAUGGAGAACAAAGUGUUUUCAUGAUAAAUGUCGUUACCGACGAAUCUUUCAUUGUGCCUUUGGCAAAGAAGGGUCCAGUGUACUCUGCUGAAUGGAAUCCCAACGGAAAAGACUUUGCUGUUGUUUAUGGUUUCAUGCCAUCAAAGUUGACCGUCUAUAACCAUCGAGGAGAACCUAUUUUCGAUGCUGCUGAAGGUCCCCGAAACGAAGUUCAUUACAAUGCUUUCGGAAACAUCUUGUUGGCUUGUGGUUUCGGUAACUUGGCCAAGGGAAUGAUGGAGUUCUGGGACAUUGAGAAGAAGAAGCUCAUCAAUACAAUCGAUGUGCCUAACACAACUCAAUUCCAAUGGGCUCCAGACGGUCAACAUUUCGUGACUGCUACCACUACUCCAAGACUUAGAAUUGAUAACUGCUACAGACUUUGGCAUUAUUCUGGAAAACUUAUCAGUGAAUUUGAAUACGAAUCACCUAAGGAAGAAUUGUGGCAAGUCAUGUUCAGACCUAUGCUAGGGUAUAACAAAUUCGAAGUCAAAGAACUGACAAAGUUGGAGAAGAUGCAAGCUGGAUUACUUAUCAAAAAGAAAGAUGCUAGCCACCCUCUUAACAAUUUACCAGCAGGAGCUGUUCGUCAGGCGGGAGCCUAUGUCCCUCCUCACCUCCGAGGAAAGCCUAGCGCUGGAGCACCGGACGCGAGCAAAGGCAAAGUAGCAAGUGCUGUGAAACCUAGCAUGAGCGAAACCGAGAGAAAAGUUUUCAACCUGAAUAAGAAACUUCAAGAAAUCGAGAAACUCAAGGAGAAAAUGGCCAAGGGCGAAAAUCUGCAAAAGAACCAGCUUGAUAAGAUCAAUACUGAAAAGCAGAUUGUGGAAGAGUUAAAACUGUUCAAGAUUUCAUAA
Molecule: messenger RNA, 1650 nt
Organism: Auanema sp. JU1783
Lineage: Eukaryota; Metazoa; Nematoda; Chromadorea; Rhabditida; Rhabditidae
Source: the annotation of a GenBank genome assembly